UGAAAAGCAAAAGACAAACCCCAAAGAACUUACUUUUCAAGAACCAAGAUAAACAAACACAAAAGAACUAUGGCCGACAAAAUUAAACGAACUCUUCGCUCCCUAAAGCCUGAGAAUCUAAAAGACAGUUCAGGCGACAACAAGAAAAUGCCCUCUCAAACGCAGGGACAGGCAGCGCAAAUGCCUGAAGCCCGAAAGCCCAGCGAUAUCUCUGAUCUGCCGCUAGAACAGCAAUUCGAGACAGACUAUGACAAAUCGGGCAAUUUAGUGCCGGAUCCUGUGCAUUUUGAUAAGGACCAGGAUAUGGUCGGAGCGAGUUUAGAUGAUUUUACUGAACAUUAAACUUGAAAUUACGAAACAAUUUAAAAUGGGUGGGAGAAAUUGAGCGGAAAUAUCAACCUACUUGUGGAAUUUGUUACCUUUUUACGGUGUGCAUCGACAAUGUUGCAUGCAACUAGGAACCUUGAUUUAUGGGGGAAAGGUUAGGUCAAUGUAUUUUAACGUGAUAAUUCUAACUAAAUAUCGU
Talaromyces proteolyticus is the source of this 526-nucleotide messenger RNA. RefSeq lists its product as uncharacterized. The record is from RefSeq and is a predicted model, not a curated record. The transcript has a single exon. NCBI's taxonomy places the organism in Eukaryota, Fungi, Ascomycota, Eurotiomycetes, Eurotiales, Trichocomaceae. The coding region runs from base 70 to 342 and encodes 90 amino acids.